AUGAAUAUUAUUAUUAUAUCCCUAAUAUUAUGUUUAUUGAACUGUUCAUAUACUUUGAGUGCACCAUCAACAACAUUAUUCCCUAAACGAGACACAUUUAAUCCAACAAGUGCAUUUAAUUCAGCUAUUAAUGCCACAUGGUCAGUAUUUUGGAAUGAUCAAUAUCAAGCAUUUUCUGAAAAUGAUCCCGCAUGCUCAAUGACAAGUACAAAUAAUUUCACAUAUACUUCAGUUUGGAAUUUAGCAGUUGCUGGUAAAGUCAUUGUUGAAUCUGGUGAUAUUUUUAAAACCAUUAAUGUAAUUAACAAUUUAUAUCAAUAUCAAAAUUCUCAAGGUUGGUUUGCCACCGUACCUAAUUCUUCAGAAAGUUUUGUUGAUGAUAAUUGUCAAGUAUUGUGGGUUUUCAUUGAAGCUUAUAAAUUGACAUCAAAUGCAAAAUAUUUAUCUACAGCAAAUCAAUUGAUGCAAUUGAUUCAACAACAAUGGUCGAAUAUUGGUGGAGUGAUUUGGAAAGUGGAUUCUAAUUAUAUUGCCUCGAUUUCAACUGUGGAAGCAGCUUUAAGUGCGGUUAAAAUAUAUCAAUAUAAUCAAGAUGAUACAUUAUUGACAUUUGCUAAUAGUUGUCUUGGUUGGUUGGAUGAACAUUUAACUGACCCUGCAGAUGGAUUCUAUUAUGAUGGAAUUGAUAAAAAUACUUGGCAAGUAAAUAAAGGGAAAUUAACUUAUACCAUUGGUGUUGCUAUGUCAACAUAUUCAUAUCUUUAUAAAUAUACCAAUGAUUUACAUUAUGUUUUAUAUGCCGUUAAAAAAGCUUAUGGUACUUUAAAUUCCAAUGUUUUUUUAAGAAGUAAUGGAUAUUGGAAUAAUGAUUUGAAAUAUAUACAUUUAUUAUUUGCCGGAUUUGCUGAUGUAAUUACCAUGUGUGGUCAAAAAGGUUAUAUUGCUAAUGUUGUCAAACAAGGUGAAUUUAUUUAUAAUUAUGAUCAAUUGCCAAAUUCUUUAGGGAGUUAUCUUGAUUUCACAAAUUCACAACCUUUAUACAACCGGUAUGUACAAUCAACUGGUGAUUCAAGUAUUACUAUGGGUAGUAGUAAUGGUGGUGGUGGUGCUAGUGAAAAUGGCUAUUGUGGUAAUCAACCAAAACGAUCUUUAUUGGAUAAUGCUUCUGCAGCACAAAUAUUUUAUCAAAUUAGCCGUUUCUACUAA
Molecule: messenger RNA, 1206 nt
Organism: Candida albicans SC5314
Lineage: Eukaryota; Fungi; Ascomycota; Pichiomycetes; Serinales; Debaryomycetaceae
Exons: 1
Coding region: 1-1206 (401 amino acids)
Biological process (GO): carbohydrate metabolic process
Source: RefSeq, a predicted model, not a curated record